AUGCCGGCGCUCUCGUCCAGCUUUUGGACACCAAGACUUGAGCCCGACGAGGCUGCCGAGGCCGGCAGAGACCCGAUGCUCAUCUUUGUCCUUGGCGGGCCAGGCUGCGGCAAGGGAACGGUCUGCAGCCGCUUGAUCUUGGAGAUGGGUCUGAUUCACUUGAGCAUGGCCGAGGUGCUCCUCCAGGCCGCCGACGCUCAUCCUGAGAGCACCACGGCCGACGAGAUCCGCCAGUGCAUGGCCCAGGGUGUGCUCGUCCGAGACGACAUUGUCAUCCGCCUGCUCCGCAACCGAAUCUACUCGAUGCCUGGAGAGACUUUCCUGAUCGACGGAUUCCCGCGCAACAUGAAGCAAGCCUUGAUGUUUGAAGACCAGAUCGCCGCCCCCGACCUCGUUCUCUGCCUGGACUGCCCAGAAGCCGUCCUGGCCGAGCGUCUCCAGGCGCAGAUGCAAAUGCAGACGCCAACGGAACCGGCUCACCCGAAUGCCCGGGCUGUCAUAAGCAAGCGGCUCAAGAGCUUCUACCAAGAUGGCGUGCCGGUCAUCGAACGUUAUCAGAGUCUGGGACUAGUUGUACGGGUCGAUGGCCAGCAGAGCCGAGCCGAGGUCUUUGCCAAGGCCAAGGCUGCCGUUGAGGGACUUGUGCAGACCGCUUUCGACACAGAGGCAUAG
Polychytrium aggregatum is the source of this 672-nucleotide messenger RNA. RefSeq names its product adenylate kinase-domain-containing protein. Lineage: Eukaryota; Fungi; Chytridiomycota; Chytridiomycetes; Polychytriales. Gene Ontology annotation, biological process: nucleobase-containing compound metabolic process. Gene Ontology annotation, cellular component: cytoplasm. The record is from RefSeq and is a predicted model, not a curated record. Gene Ontology annotation, molecular function: ATP binding; AMP kinase activity. The coding region runs from base 1 to 672 and encodes 223 amino acids. The transcript has a single exon.